Molecule: messenger RNA, 2080 nt
Organism: Pimephales promelas (fathead minnow)
Lineage: Eukaryota; Metazoa; Chordata; Actinopteri; Cypriniformes; Leuciscidae
Gene: btbd16
Product: BTB domain containing 16
Source: RefSeq, a predicted model, not a curated record
CCUAGCAACAAAACUCGUCAACAAGACGUUUAAAUCAUAGACCACAAACUCUACGGACAUUAAAGUCUCGAUCUCUCUCACUCUUCAUCCAUCUGUAAAGUAAACUUUUUAUUUUUUUUUAUAUUUUUAGUGUUUAUUCAUGAUAAAUAGUGAGAAACACCUCGCUCAUUACACAUCUUUGGUUUUUAAAAGUUAAUAUUUGGGAACCUGAUGUUGACUGUCAGUCAAGACAAGUGAAAGCAUUUUUUUUUUUUUUUUUUUUUUUUUUUUGAUUUUUUGGGGGGGAUAUUUAAACAAAAUGCACAUCCAGUGGAGUCAUUUAUCUGCCAGGAAUAUGCCACCCAGACCUCACACAAGGUCGGUGCUAAUAACCUCCUACAUUUCACAACAAAACUCUACAAGAAGUGUGUCAGCUCGCUCACUAGGCCAGCGCACACAAGCUGGCCACACUAACCGCUGGCAGCUGCCUGGUGCUUUAGGCAGUGACCUAUUGGGACAGGCACAGGUUCAGAAGGCAGAUGAGUUCUGCAGUAAAUCGUCAGACAGAAAAAAUAAUUCAGCUGACCCCAUGGCACUCCACUGGCACGAGACUGCCGCUAGCGGCCCACAUUCCCCUUUGCCAUGUCUCGUUCACCCGCACUCGGCCUGCCGACGUGCCCGACUCUGCAAAGAUGUCACAUGGUCUUCAAACACUCCAGAGGAACGAUUUGAUGUUUUGUCUCACAAAGUAACCCAUAACGCUAAACCAGAUGCAGUACUGGAAUGUCUGGGGGUCAGAUGGAAGCUACAUGGCUCCUUCCUGAGUAGUUCAGACACGUUAAUUGAGUUGUAUACCAACAGCAAGAGACAGCAGGAUGUUGAGAGAGCAGUCAUUGGGAAAGACAGCAGAGUUAGUAGUUCUGCAUCUGAGAGAGGACUUGUCUACAGGAAGUGGCUUCUCAGAGGUCCUUUGACUCUCCGACUGCCUGUCAAAGAUGACUCCAUCAAUAAAGAGGCAUUGUCUUUUGCCCUGCGUACACUCUAUGACCCCGAGGAACGCCCUGAUGAGUGGGGAGAGGCCGUACUCUCCACUGCUUCAUUACUGGGAAUGUCAAACCUCUUCCAGAAGUGUCUUACAGAGAUGAUGGCACAUAUCUCGUCUUCGACUGUGUGCAGCUUUCAUCAAGUGUCCUGCAAGUUUAAAGAGACUUUUCUCCAGAGAGCAUGUGAGCGCUGGUUGGAGCUGUUCCUAGUUACCGAACUCUCCUUCCACAUAAAACUCAAAGAUUUGCCUUUUGACCUCAUGCUGAAGACCCUGCGUUGUCCAAGACUGUUUACAUCUAAUGAAUACGAGGUCUUGAGAGCAGUGCUGUACUGGCUGUACCUGAAGUUAAACCCCCUCCGAGAGACCCUACCUGCCCAUAGCACCAUCAUCCACUUCUUCUCCAGGGAAACGGCUGUUUUCUUGGAACAGCCUCAGGGUCAAAAAUACAUCACUAUAUUUCAAGCUCUUCGUAUGCAUGGCAUUACUGAAUGGCAGCAUCUGCAGGAGCUGCAGAACAUCAGAGUGCUUCCUGAAUCCUGGCUGCUGAGCAUCCUGUCAAACCAUUAUCACACUCUUCACAGCGGGGGCGAUAUGGUCGUGACCGACUUCUCCAAACAAGCCAUUCGGUUUGGAAUGAUCUUUGAUGGGGAACAAGAGUGCUGCACUCAAACCAUCAGCCUUUGUGGUUUUUACUUUCUUCUCAAAGCUGCUAAAUUGGGCGAAUCAGAUACGUACAACUUCUCCUUUGAGAGGUUAAGACACUGGGAUCCUGCUGUAUCACAGUCUUCCAUAGUGAGCCGUCCAUACUGUAUGAGGCCAGAUCGAUUGGUGAGCUAUCACAUCACAGUGCAAAGCUUCGCCAAUGGCAGUUGGCAAGAGCACAGCAGUGGACCUGUCAGUCAAGAGUUUGGCUUAUGCAGACGCCUCAGUAGAAGCAAGCCGUUUCAGAUUGAAGGAAUUUUCCAACCCAUCUUGGUCACGUUUGCUCUGGCAUUCCCAUUUUGAUGGUUCCUCUCCCUGGACUUUUUGCUGUUAAAUAAAACAAACAUCAAUGCA